Messenger RNA from Erpetoichthys calabaricus (reedfish), 4391 nucleotides. Its product is annotated as transcription factor Sp8-like. The record is from RefSeq and is a predicted model, not a curated record. Gene Ontology annotation, molecular function: RNA polymerase II cis-regulatory region sequence-specific DNA binding; DNA-binding transcription factor activity, RNA polymerase II-specific. Gene Ontology annotation, biological process: regulation of transcription by RNA polymerase II. NCBI's taxonomy places the organism in Eukaryota, Metazoa, Chordata, Cladistia, Polypteriformes, Polypteridae.
ACAAAACAGUAAAAAACUUUACCGAUUUGUUCGCUGAAGUUUGCCUACCUCCGUGGGCGGGUUGGGGGUGGGGAGGUGGUCCGCUGAUGACCUCACGGUAGAAUGUGGCAGAGCGUCGGCUCUACGAUUCUGAUUGGCCACCCGUGUCCCAGCGGCACUUCAAAGCCGGAGAGGAGCUACAAUUGUGGUGGAAUGGGCGGAACAGAUCAUUGUAUUGCACACCUCUAAAAAAACACUGCUCUGAUUUAUAAAUAUAAAAAGAUCCUCUGAGGAGGGCACUUUUUGUGAUGGCAACUUCACUUCUAGGGGAAGAGCCGAGGUUAGGAUCGACUCCAUUAGCCAUGCUAGCUGCUACCUGUAAUAAAAUCGGCAGUCCAAGCCCUUCGCCAUCCUCUAUUUCGGAUAGCUCCUCGACCUUUGGAAAAGGCUUUCAUCCCUGGAAGAGAUCCACCGCAAGCAGUUGCAACUUGGGCUCCGCUCUGUCUACUUUUGGCGUUUCUGGCGCGUCUCGCAAUGGAGCGGGGCUCACUGAUUCGUUCAGUGCUAAUAGCUCAUCUGGAUCCAGUGCCUUUUCCUUGACUUCUAGCUCCACUACCAACACUCCCUUUGGGAAUGAGUACUCUGUUUUUCAGGCGACUGUUUCCAAUAAUUCACAAGAUGCCAGCCACCAACCUGUUUUUAUUUCCAAGGUACACACUUCAGUGGAUAGCCUGCAAGGUAUAUAUCCGCGGAUGAGCGUGGCGCAUCCGUAUGAGUCCUGGUUUAAAUCUUCUCACCCAGGUAUACCAACCGGAGAUGUGAGUACCACUGGCGCUUCCACUUGGUGGGACGUCGGUGCGGGCUGGAUUGACGUGCAGAAUCCAAAUGGAGCGGCGCUGCAGACAUCCUUGCACUCCGGCGGGCUCCAGACAUCUCUGCACUCUCCUCUGGGAGGUUACAAUUCUGAUUACUCCGGCUUGAGCCACUCUGCUUUCAGCACCAGCGCUUCUCCUCACCUCCUCACUACCGGGCAGCAUCUGAUGGACGGAUUUAAGCCCGUUUUACCAGCCUCAUACCCAGACUCGAGCCCGUCACCUCUAGCAGGCGCUGGGGGCACUAUGCUAGGAGGAGGUCACACAGCCACCCUGGCUGGGUCUCCACGUUCUUCAGCUCGCAGAUAUUCGGGAAGAGCCACCUGCGAUUGUCCAAACUGCCAAGAGGCUGAAAGACUGGGGCCAGCCGGGGCCAGCCUGCGUCGGAAGGGGCUGCACAGCUGUCACAUCCCUGGUUGUGGAAAAGUGUAUGGAAAAACAUCCCACCUCAAAGCCCAUUUGAGAUGGCACACGGGGGAGAGACCUUUCGUCUGCAAUUGGCUUUUUUGCGGCAAACGCUUCACGAGGUCCGACGAGCUGCAGCGGCACUUGCGCACACACACCGGCGAGAAAAGAUUUGCCUGUCCAGUGUGUAAUAAGCGCUUCAUGAGAAGCGACCACUUGAGCAAACACGUUAAAACCCAUAGCGCCGGAGGAGGUUCGGCGGGCUCAAGCUCCGGGGGAAGUGGGGGCAAAAAGGGGAGCGAUACAGAUAGCGAGCGCAGCACCCCCGGCAGCCCACAUUGCCACUCCCCAGAUCUUAUACAGCCCCCGGAGGGAACGGUGAUGAAUGGCCACAGCAGCUCAAUCGAGUGAAACCCUGAACAGUCGUAAAUAUGAGACGCACCACCCAAAUUAUUCCUGUAUAAAUUGUAAAUGUUAUAUCCACGGACUGUUUGUUGUGGAUUGUCACAGAGAAGCGGAGAGAAACUUUUACCAAGUCCCUCAAACUGUCAAAACUGAGCUCUCUAAAGUGUGUAGGCCAAAGGAGCUUUAGCGAAAUAAAUAAUUGUAGGUAAGGCUACCGUUCAUAAUGUAGGCUCCGAAAGCCUUUCUGGUCUUGGAAAAUAUUUUAUUAUUGUGGUGUAAUACGUUUUAUUGGACCGACGUCAAUCUGUUAUCCUGUUCAGCACACAUUUGAUCAAUAAACUUCAAUGGCUUUAAAAGCUCAGCAAGAAACAGUUAUAUUUGUUUUACUGUGGGUACAGCAGGAUGUGACAUAACCCUCUUUACUGUAAGGGAGUUGUGCGUGUGUGUGUGUGUGUGUGGGGGGGGGGGGGGGGUGUAAUUUUAUUUUCAUAUUUGCUGAUUUGUAAACCUUCUCUCAGCAGAAAUAUUUCAAGCUGUGUUCUUUUUAAAAUACAUUUUACCGGUUUUCGGUACAUGCAGUAACAUUUGCAUUAUUUUUAAAUUGAAAAUAUUGCGACCUUUCAUUUAGGCAAAAAAAGUAUUAAAACAAUACUUUUUCAAAGACGUUUUGCUGCGAAAGGUACAUUUUGGGAAUAAGCUUUUUUGUUGUUUUUGCUGUGCAUAGAGGUUUGAUUAUUCUCGCAGAGAGAAAAGAAACUUUUAAACCAGUUUUAAUACAUGUUACCGAUCUUCCGUGAAACUGCACUGGCCCCGGUUAUCUGGAACACACGCAAACACACAGAGGCCAAACUUUAUAAAACAUCUGCAUUGACAGUGUGCCCUCAGUUUUAAAAGUGAAUUAUUUUGUACAUCACUUGAUCAAGGACUACAGAGUGGAUCACACAGAUUGUGCAAAAGAUUACCUUUUACACCGUUUCUUUUAAUAAAACGCACAAAGAUUCAAAAAACGAAUUUUUACUAUCUUUUUACUAAAAUAUUUGGCCCUACUUAAGACAUGUAAGGCUAACCAAAAUGGGCACUUUAUUACUAAAAAGUUUUAACGGAUGGUGCGAAUAUUAAUAAUGCAUCUAGUGACAUUCUAAAAUGUUGAUUUCAAAAAUUCUGUCAGUUGUACAGUUCUAAACAUGUUUUGGUUUGUCCUUUAUCUACCUUUGAUUUCGCGUGUUUUAUAUACGAUGUGUCUUUUUUAACCUAUGUACAUUUUGAACGUAUUUUUUCUAUCAAAUUUUAUCUUCUGCAUAACAGUGAGUUCCACUGUAAUUUCAUUUCAAGAGGAAAUAAGAGUUUUAAAUCGUUUCCGACAGUGACUUCGCACUUUUCAUCCAUAAUAAUAAUAGUGGGAUCAUGAGGACAGAUUAGCACAUCUUGGAGCACCACUGUUAAAGUGUGAAAUGUAUUUGUCCAGGAGACGAUUUUGUAUAAUAUGUUCUUGUAAAUUGCUUCUAGUAAAUAUUUGAAUUAUAUGGGAAUUCAACUUUUUUUGGUCAAAAAUCAUUAAAAAAUGAUAAAGAAAUAAAAAAAAAGAGGUUAUUGUCAGAGUACUAUUUAAGUAGCCUACAAGUUGGACUUGUAUCUUGAACUGUAUAUCAAAACGCACUUUGGGGAAUUUGUUCAGUGUAUAGGAAAAUAUAGAUCUGUAAUAUGCAGACAUAUUUGAUAAAUAUUUAAAUGCAAUUAAUUUAAUUGAGCAUGUUUACUUGUUUGCAUAUGCUUACAGUCAAGAUAUAGUUUGCAUUUCUCCUAUAUACUUUAUAACAGUGGGCUUUUAAAACAGAAGGCUUCUAUCUAAGUCAGAAUGAAUCUGUAAAAAAAAAUCAUGAGUUUAUUUGCCUGCGGCACAAUUUCGAAUCUACAGGAGUUAAAGGAAUGAUUAAAAUGCAACAGUUUAAUUAAAUAUUAUUUAUUAGGAGAAUUCUGCAAACAACGUUUUUCCUAAUUUUCAAAAAUCAGCAUUAAAUGUAUUUCUAUAAAUACUGGAAAUAAAUGAGUUUUAAGUUGAAAACAGUUCAUUUUUCAUUAUUUUAAUUUGUGUAUUGGAAAUGCGAAUGUUGCAUUUCAUUAAUAGUUGUACAUUUUAUUUAUUAAACAUUUUUAGAAACAAAUUCGGUGUACAUGUUUCCCAAUAUGCUUUGUAUUAUUACAUUGUUUAGAUUUUUUUUUCAGGGGUUGUACUUGUAAAACUUUGCCCUGAGUGAGUACUGUGUUUUAAAGUUUAAAAACAGUUUCCGUAGCAAAAAGUAAAAUGUGUACAUUUUGCACUGAAUGACUCGGGCCUUUCCUAGUUGCAUUAAAAUGAGAAAUGGUUUUAAGUAUCAUAUUGAAAAGUAUGCAAUUAAAGAAGAAAGAAAACAAAAAACGUACUCCUCGCAGUUAAAAAAAAAUACAGCGGCAUAUUCAGCUUGUGUUGAAAAGCGAGAAAUGUGUCUAAUCUGCUGCAGCUCUACACAGCUCUGAGAAUACAUUUUUCUGAUGCAGUUAAUGGAUGUUUGAAUGGUGGCUUAUCAAGUACAGCCAUAUGGGGAACAUAUGUUACUUCACAAGUGGAAAAAAGGAAAGAAAAAGAAAAAAUAUAUGUUAAAACAGUGGUUUCAUGAAUUGUAAUGUAUUUUUAUUCAUAUUCCAGAUACUACCGUAAACGCUUUCGUGCUCUGUUUUUCGUUGUAGAUACAA